AAAAUGUAACUCCGCUUUAUAGUCAAAGAACGAUGGAGUUAUUAUAUGAAGACUCUGGACAGCCACAAGUAUCAAACACUGCGCAAAACAAAGUCGAAAAAAUUGAGGCACCGCUUUCCACACAUUCUGUGUCUAAACAUCACCUUUUCCAAACAUUUCAAACAUGCCCCCACAGGGCUCUCUCCAACCUUCUAAUGGUGAUCGAGGCCGUCAACGUGUUCGUUCACGCUCGCGUCCUCGUUCCUAUUCCCGCAGUAGAACACGUAGUCGAAGCCCCAGACGUUCACGUACUUCUAAACGGCAUAGACGUCGUUCUUUUUCCCGAAGUUCUUCAAGCCGGAGUCCUUCUAGAAGCAGAGACAGAAGGAGGAGAUCCAAAAGUCCUGUUCGAAGUCGUGAUAGAAGUCGCGGAAGGAGGAGAACCAGUCGAACCCGAUCCUAGUCACGUAUUAGGAGUUUUUAAUUUAAGUCUUAGAACUACAGAAAAAGACUUGCAGACUAUCUUUGAACGUUACGGACGGGUUAAGCAAGUUACUAUUGUCUAUGAUCAUCGGAGCGACCGUUCCCGUGGGUUUGGGUUUGUCUAUAUGAAUUCAGUUGAGGAGGCAUCGAUGGCUAAAGAGAAAACAAACGGAAUGGAAAUUAAUGGUCGAAAUAUGCGUGUAGAUUAUUCUCUAACUCAGAGACCACAUACGCCUACCCCGGGAGAAUAUAUGGGAGAUAGACCUUCGCAAGAAGAACACCUUCACGCUCCAGGAGUCGAAGCUGGUCAAAGGACAGAAGGAGGUCGCGCAGUCGUAGUUAUUCAUAUAGGAGAAGAUCAUAUAGUCGUUCUAGAAAAUCUCGAAGUUAUUCCCGUUGAACUGGUUAGAGAUUGA
Molecule: messenger RNA, 878 nt
Organism: Acaulospora morrowiae
Lineage: Eukaryota; Fungi; Glomeromycota; Glomeromycetes; Diversisporales; Acaulosporaceae
Source: the annotation of a GenBank genome assembly